Messenger RNA from Seminavis robusta, 1458 nucleotides. Lineage: Eukaryota; Bacillariophyta; Bacillariophyceae; Naviculales; Naviculaceae. The record is from the annotation of a GenBank genome assembly.
AUGUAUAGUCUGGCUCUGGCUCUGGUUCCUCCCGAGGACUAUCGACUCGGAACAAGCCCGUCAUUCGUUGACCAUGCAGGGGCAGUUCGAAUAAUUCGGGAUACCGUGGGCUUUUCCAGAGCCACCAUCAAGUUCAUCCCCAAAGACGAUGGAGUCGAAGUCAAAAUUGAUGUUGACGACAGGACCGGAAAAUGGGGCUGUGCUUGGAUACUACAAACAAUAAAGCUUUCCACCAAGCCCGGGCAACGGAAAGAAAUGACAUGGGCCAGAGCCGGAGAGAUAACUUGGGCCCGCCUGAAACUCGCAGGAAAAUCAGAUGAAAAGCUUGUGGAUGUCGUCAAAGAUAUCAUUAUCAUGGGAACACUUGAGCUUGCAAAUGUUCCAUCUUGCAUAGCAACAUCCCUGGCCAAAGCGCUGUGUGAAAGCCAGCUCACAGUUCUCAAGAUCACCAGAUCCAUGGUCUUUUCAGAGGAAGUGGCAAAAAUGCUGGCACAUAUCCUAUCAAAUUGCAAAACACUGGAAGGCUUGGAGCUUGCAUCAUGCAAUUUUUCCGGUGCAUCUCUCGAGUCAGUCCAGCUGGUUGCUGAUGCCUUGAAGAGAAGCAGGCUUCAGUCAUUUAGCUUUGAAACUCAUGGCAGACGGGGUAGCCUUGCCCUUGCCUUGCUGCUUGGCAAAGGGUUGGUGGGCCACAAAACUCUCAAGAGCUUAUGCUUUUCCGGGCACACAUUUCAUACUGUGGAUGCCGUGGCUGCCCAAGUGAUCCUCUCCAAAGAAAAUUGCAUGGUGAAGGAGUUGUACAUCAAUUGUUGCACUGAUGCGGAGCCCACAGAGCUUGUGGGGCUUCCAAAUUUCACCGGUGGGGCUGUUAAUGUUGUGGAUGCAGUGGCUGCUUCUUUGAAUGACAAUCGGACAGUCACCCUUCUUGAUUUGUCUGAUACCAAAGUUGUGUCUGACAAACAGAUGGAGGCACUGGCUGGUGUGUUGUCCAAAAACACAGUUCUGGAUGAACUCAUUAUGGAAAGCUGUGGAAUCUCCAAAGAAGGGAUCAUUGCAUUUGCUUCUAUGCUCCCUGAAAUGCCAUGGCUGAGAAAGCUAAACUUGAACAUGACCAAGUGUGGUCCGGAGGUGUGUGAUGCCCUUCGGGGUGGCUUGGAGAAAGGGAACUUUGGCCUUCAUAUGCUUGAAUGUCAGACAGGACGCAGGUGGGGCUGUUGCUCCCCGUUGACUUAUUUCUAUGACUGUGAUGAGCAGUGUCGUCUGGCUAUUGAGUGCCGAUUGGCAGUGAACCGGGGUGGGUUGUCCCUCCUUGCCAAGCAAGACAGUGCCGAGAAAAAUGUCCCUUCGUCGCUUUGGCCUUACGUUUUUGGGAGGGCACAAACCGGCGGCGCAUAUUCCAAUGAUGUUGUAUUCAACCUUUUGAGGGCGCAGGUGGUCACCUUUGGUCCUGGCACUGUUUGA